Molecule: messenger RNA, 543 nt
Organism: Hydractinia symbiolongicarpus
Lineage: Eukaryota; Metazoa; Cnidaria; Hydrozoa; Anthoathecata; Hydractiniidae
Product: mucin-3B-like
Exons: 4
Coding region: 1-543 (180 amino acids)
Source: RefSeq, a predicted model, not a curated record
AUGGAUAGAAUACAAAACACGCCAGAUGUAGAUGUUUAUAAAUAUUGUAUUUUAUUUAUCCUUUUAACGGCUUCUGAUGGCGUCACAGACAAUAUGCUGACGCAAGCAAAAAUUUAUUCCUUGCCAUUUUUCAUUUAUGACCAUAACAAAAAAACGUCAGUUAUAACAACGUCAGCUAUAACAACGUCAGCUAUAACAACGUCAGCUAUAACAACGUCAGCUAUAACAACGUCAGCGAUAACAACGUCAGCGAUAACAACGUCAGCUAUAACAACGUCAGCUAUAACAACGUCAGUUCUAACAACGUCAGCUAUAACAACGUCAGUUAUAACAACGUCAGCUAUAACAACGUCAGCUAUAACAACGUCAGCUAUAACAAAGGCAGUUAUAACAACGUCAGCUAUAACAACGUCAGCGAUAAUAACGUCAGUUAUAACAACGUCAGUUCUAACAACGUCAGCUAUAACAACGUCAGUUAUAAACAACGUCAGCUAUAACAACGUCAGCUAUAACAACGUCAGUUAUAAACAACGUCAGUUAUAA